Talaromyces atroroseus is the source of this 2043-nucleotide messenger RNA. RefSeq lists its product as hypothetical. Gene Ontology annotation, cellular component: nuclear pore; nuclear pore central transport channel. NCBI's taxonomy places the organism in Eukaryota, Fungi, Ascomycota, Eurotiomycetes, Eurotiales, Trichocomaceae. The record is from RefSeq and is a predicted model, not a curated record. The transcript has 3 exons. Gene Ontology annotation, molecular function: structural constituent of nuclear pore; phospholipid binding. Gene Ontology annotation, biological process: protein import into nucleus; RNA export from nucleus. Bases 1 to 2043 code for a protein of 680 amino acids.
AUGUCUAAUAAAGGAUUCUCCUCUGGAACGCCAGCUUCCACUGGAGCUUCAACUGGUGGGCUUUUCGGCUCCAGCUCUCCAUUCGGAUCCAACCAAGGGACGACGAAUACUGGUGGCGGCAUGUUUGGAAGCCUGGGUGGUGCAUCAAGCGGCACUUCAUCGCCAUCGCUAUUUGGCACGGCUAAUGCUAGCUCCGGACAGAAGCCUCUAUUUGGCACAGCUAAUGCUAGCUCUGGACAGAAGCCUCUAUUUGGCACAGCUAAUGCUAGCUCUGGACAGAAGCCUCUAUUUGGCGCGAACACAACAUCUGCAGGCAGUGGCGGCACUACACCUACUUUCAGUUUUGGCAAUCAGAACAAGCCGGCAGCGACGACAACGACGGCUUCUCCGUUCGGCUCAGCUUUGACCCCAAAUAAAACCACUGAAGCUUCUGCUCCUUCUCAGACACAAACUACUGGUGGUCUCUUCGGUGCAGCCCCAGGCGGCCUCUUUGGUACGACGAGCACUACUCCAGCCCAGCCCAAAACCGGCGCGGGCUUGUUCAGCACAACACCAGCAAAUCCUCCUCCAGCUGGUACUUCCUCGGGCCCAACACCGUCUCUUUUCGGCGGUCAGAAUACGACAACCACGGCUUCCACUGCAACAUCUCAGCCACAAGCUACUAGUCUCUUCGGGCAAAAUAAAGCUAGCACCACAACGCCGCUAUUUGGUGGUGCGCCUUCUGCUACAACUGGAGGCUCCCUAUUUGGCGCUCCAAAUGCAAACAAAACCACUGCUCCUACUCCAGCUGCGACACAGGCUCCAGCGGCAUCUGCUGGCGCUACCAAACCCUUAUUUGGCGCCGCGCCGACUGGCACUGCAACGACUACACAGCCAUCUUCGAGUCUAUUUAAAUUGCCUACUGCCAAUGCCGGUGGUGCUGCGUCCCCUUCUCCCUUUGGUGGCGCUGCUGCUGCUGCCUCGGCACCAUCGACACAGCCUUCGACAACGGCUGCAUCUUCAGCCACUCCUCAGAAACCACUUUUCGGGGGUCUAGGUGGUACAUCUUCGACAACCCCAUCUUCAACACCAGCUACUGCGCCUUCUCUUUUCUCCGGUAUAGGUAAGCCGGCAUCUACCACCACAAGCACAACAGCAGCUCCCACACCGACACAGGGGGCACCGAGCGGUGGAUUAUUCGGCGCAAAACCGGCUACAACAACUACACCUGCUACGACAGCAGCCGCUACGGCGACUACUGGUGCUUCUGCUGCAGCAGCUCCUGCAACAACAGCGGCUUCUACUACCACUGCUACCACCACUGCGGCUGCCAAACCAGCGACACAGACCCCCAAUCUUGGUGCGUCGACGUUUGGACCUGCGCCACCUGCGCAAUCACGGCUUAAGAAUAAAACAAUGGAUGAGAUCAUCACACGGUGGGCCACCGAUCUUACCAAAUACCAAAAGGACUUCCGGGAUCAAGCCGAGAAGGUGGCAGAAUGGGAUCGCAUGCUUGUUGUGAACGGAACCAAGGUGCAGAAGCUGUAUGGAAACACAGUGGAUGCAGAGCGGGCGACCCAAGAAGUCGAACGGCAAUUGGCGUCAGUUGAAGGGCAGCAGGAGGAGUUGAACGCGUGGCUUGACCGAUAUGAGCGCGAGGUUGACGAGAUGCUCUCGAAGCAGGUUGGCCCUGGUGAGACGCUUCAGGGGCCAGACCAGGAGCGCGAGAGAACUUACAAACUUGCGGAGAAGCUUUCCGAGCGCCUGGAUGAGAUGGGCAAGGACCUCGGAAGCAUGAUUGAGGAGAUCAACAAUGCUUCGUCUACAUUGAGCAAGACGAACAAGACUGACGAGCCGAUCUCACAAAUUGUGCGAAUCCUGAACUCUCAUCUAUCCCAACUCCAGACGAUCGACCAAGGCACUGCGGAGCUGCAGGCCAAGGUCAGUGCGGCACAGAAGACGGGUCAGUCGCUGGGCUCGAGGCUCGCACAGAAUGGACACGGCAUUGGAGUGGGAGGCAGCGCGGCGGAUGACUUUUAUCGAUCUUACAUGGGUCGUAGAUAG